Molecule: messenger RNA, 1759 nt
Organism: Dothidotthia symphoricarpi CBS 119687
Lineage: Eukaryota; Fungi; Ascomycota; Dothideomycetes; Pleosporales; Dothidotthiaceae
Product: Thioesterase/thiol ester dehydrase-isomerase
Exons: 6
Biological process (GO): acyl-CoA metabolic process
Cellular component (GO): mitochondrion
Molecular function (GO): fatty acyl-CoA hydrolase activity
Source: RefSeq, a predicted model, not a curated record
ACAUGAGUACCAUGCGGCUUAUCGCAAAGAGUGUGCUGUGGCGCGUCUCGCAGGCCUCACGGUUCAAUCACUCUCUAUCCCGCCUGUCAUUGAUUCCAGCAACCUCGCUGGCAGGUCGGAGUUUCCACUCCAGCGCAUCGCAAUGCACCGAUGGUGUCUUUCGCGAGCUCACGUCCGCGCGAGUCCACACGCCCUGGAUAGAAGCAUUCCGGGAGCGAGAAGCAGGGGGAAAGCAGGCUGCUGAGCCUUCUGGAAAACCAGAAGUUCCCAAAGACCGCGACCUGUCUCCAAAACAUAUGAGUGACAGCUAUCAUUCGGUAGUACUGCCUCUUGCGCAAGACCCUUGGCUCCUCGACACUUACUUGAACGCUUCUGGACAUAUACGUCUCGGCACAAUCUUCAUGGAUCUUGACGCUCUCUCUGGCGUUAUUGCGUACAAACAUACUGGAGACGGCGUGACUACGGUUACCGCAAGCUGCGAUCGCAUAACUAUCCACAAUCCGCUCACCGAGAUAUGCGACCUUCAGCUAUCUGGGCAAGUCACCUACGCAACUGGCAGAAGCAGCUUGGAGAUCACAAUGCAAGUUGCGAAAGCGCCGAAGAAGGGUGAAGAUGUCAAAGAAGAGGACAAACUUAUCAAUUGUACCUUCACCAUGGUGUCAUUAGAUCCAGGCACAAAAAAGCCUGUAAAUGUGAACUCCCUCAUCACGGAGACAUCGGAGGAGAAGCGAUUGUAUGCUCUAGGCGAACGAAACUCGAAAAUCAGGAAAGAACGACGAGAUACUUCUCUACUCAAGCACACACCGAACGAUCUUGAGAGCGACCUCAUUCAUGCGUUUUGGCAGAAACAGAUUCAGUAUCAUGAUCCGUACGACGAUCUGAGAAAGCCAGAUAACGUCGUUUUCAUGGACGCUACUCGCCUCCAGACCGCGACAAUCAUGCAACCCCAGUACAGAAACCGUCACCAGUUCAUGAUCUUUGGUGGCUUCCUCCUAAAACAGACUUUUGAACUCGCAUUCACGACUGCUGCAGCCUUUGCGCACGCUCGUCCUACCUUCGUCUCGCUCGACCCGAGUACCUUCCAAAAUCCUGUGCCGGUAGGGAGCAUUUUGUAUCUGACAGCGACAGUAGUAUUCACAGAUCCGCCGUUGAUCGCAGCACCUGAUGAAAAUGUUGAAACAAGCAGCGAGUAUACAAGAGUGCAGAUACGGGUUGAUUCAAAAGUACGGGAUGUGGAUCAUGGUUAUUCCAAGCCAACCGGGCAGUUCAACUACACGUUCACGGUACCGAAAACCAUCAGGGUGAUGCCACGGACAUAUCAGGAGUUCAUGAUGUAUAUCGACGCUCGCCGACGAGCAGAACAAGUCAGGCGGACACUAGAAGAAGGCUACGGUGUUAGCCCUAAGACCGCGGAAGAGAGCCUCACGGAAUAAGGUGUGCAUCCAACAACUAAAGUCGGGGAGGGAUAAGCGUUGACCAUCUAGUCUGGUAUGCCUCUAUUCCGCAGUUUUGCAAGCAGGUGCAAAGAUCUUGAGAAAAGGACAGGCUUCACACCAAAACAAGAAUAUCUCGAAGGAGUGUGGGAAUCUUCAAACAGGUACAUUGUAUUCAAUCUGGAGCUGCGAAAACAUGUCUUUGUCUAUGUCCUGUGUAACUACUUCGACCAGCUAAAUCGAUGGCGGUCAUCAGUGUAUUAGAUAUAUCGGGCUUGCAGAGAACAAAACGAUUUAAUCUACAGAGUGCGCGCAAUGUGAGGCAG